AUGGUCAAGACCUCCGUCCUCAACGAUGCGCUUAACGCCAUCAACAACGCCGAGAAGGCUGGCAAGCGCCAGGUGCUCAUCCGCCCGAGCUCCAAGGUCAUCAUCAAGUUCUUGACCGUCAUGCAGCGUCACGGCUACAUUGGCGAGUUCGAGGAGGUUGACGACCACCGCAACGGAAAGAUCGUCAUUCAGCUGAACGGCCGCAUCAACAAGACUGGUGUCAUCUCUCCCCGCUACAACGUCCAGCUCCGCGACCUCGAGAAGUGGGUUGUCAAGCUGCUGCCGUCGCGUCAGUUCGGUUACAUUGUCCUCACCACCUCGGCCGGUAUCAUGGAUCAUGAGGAGGCCAGGAGGAAGCACGUCGCUGGCAAGAUCAUUGAGAGCUUCGAGCUGGCCAAGAGCUAUGCACAUACACAGGUUACACCCAUUCACCUCGCCGUCGCCCUCAUAGAUCCCCAGCCGGACAAGGCCUUCCCCGAUGCACAACAAUCCGCACCCGCAUUCAGACAAGUCGUUGACCGAGCGAACGGCGACCCCCAGCAAUUCGAGCGGUCCCUCAAGAAGGCCUUGGUCCGGCAACCUAGCCAGGAUCCUCCACCAGACCGGACAGCACCCUCGCCUGCCCUGGCCAAAGUCCUCAGACAAGCAGAGGAGCUUUGCAGGACACAGAAAGACUCCUACAUUUCCAUCUUCCACUUGAUCCAAUCCCUUGUGCAAGACCCUUCCGUCCAGAAGUGCCUUGCAGAGUCCAACGUCCCGAACCCCAAGGUCAUUGAUCAGGCAGUCCAGGCGAUACAAGGCACAAAGCGGGUGGACUCGAAGACGGCAGAUGCCGAAUCAGACAACGAAAACCUCAAGAAGUUCACAAUAGAUAUGACGGCAAUGGCACGCGAUGGGAAAAUCGAUCCUGUCAUUGGCCGUGAGGAGGAAAUCCGGCGUGUCAUCCGGAUUCUCUCGCGACGGACCAAGAAUAACCCCGUCCUCAUUGGAGAACCUGGUGUCGGCAAAACCACCGUCGUCGAAGGCCUUGCACGCCGCAUCGUCGAUGCCGAUGUCCCUGCCAACCUUGCUGCAUGCAAGCUCCUGUCACUCGAUGUGGGCGCACUGGUCGCAGGCAGCAAGUACAGAGGAGAGUUCGAAGAGCGUAUGAAGGGAGUCUUGAAGGAGAUUGAGGAAUCCAAGGAGAUGAUAGUACUCUUCGUGGACGAAAUCCAUCUUCUCAUGGGAGCUGGUUCUUCAGGAGAAGGUGGUAUGGAUGCCGCCAACCUCCUGAAGCCGAUGCUUGCCCGUGGUCAACUCCACUGCAUUGGCGCCACCACGCUCGGAGAGUACAGGAAGUACAUCGAGAAGGAUCAAGCGUUCGAACGACGUUUCCAGCAAGUCCUGGUCAAGGAACCAACCGUCGCGGAGACCAUCUCGAUUCUCCGCGGUUUGAAGGAGCGCUACGAGACUCACCAUGGUGUCACCAUUCUCGACGGUGCCAUCGUUACCGCCGCUACUCUUGCGGCUCGCUACUUGACUCAGCGUCGUCUUCCUGAUUCCGCUGUGGAUUUGAUCGAUGAGGCAGCAGCAGCUGUCCGCGUUGCUCGCGACUCACAGCCUGAGGAGCUCGAUAACAUGGAACGCCGUCUACGCCAAAUCGAGAUUGAAAUCCAUGCCUUGGAAAGAGAGAAGGACGAGGCCUCGCGUCAACGCUUGAAGGAGGCCAAAGCUGAAGCCGCCAAUCUCCAGGAGGAACUGAAGCCGCUGCGCGAGGCUUACGAGCGUGAGAAGGAGCGUGGCAAGGAGAUCCAAGAACAGAAGGUCAAGCUUGAGAACCUCAAGAACAAGCUUGCCGAAGCUGAGCGUAUUCGCGACCUAGCGACCGCUUCUGAUCUCAAGUACUAUGCUAUCCCUGAUGUCGAGCAGCACAUCCGCCAUCUCGAGGCCGAGAAGGCAAAGAGCGAUCGAGAGAUGGAGGCGCGUCAAGGUGGUGGAACUGGUCAAGGUCUCCUCUCCGACGUUGUUGGACCUGACCAGAUUAACGAGAUCGUUGCACGCUGGACCGGCAUUCCAGUCACACGUCUCAGGACGACCGAAAAGGAGAAGCUUCUUCACAUGGAGCGUCAUCUGGCAGAAGUCGUCGUCGGACAGCGGGAGGCAGUCGUUUCCGUGUCAAAUGCCAUUCGACUUCAGCGGUCUGGUCUGGCGAACCCGAACCAACCGCCCAGCUUCCUCUUCUGCGGUCCCUCUGGUACAGGUAAAACACUGCUGACAAAGGCGCUUGCGGAGUUCCUCUUCGAUGAUCCAAAGGCGAUGAUACGGUUCGAUAUGUCAGAAUACCAGGAGCGGCACUCGCUGAGCAGGAUGAUUGGCGCUCCACCGGGUUAUGUCGGUCACGACGCUGGAGGUCAGCUCACGGAGGCACUCCGUCGUCGCCCGUUCUCUAUCUUGCUCUUCGACGAGGUAGAGAAGGCCGCCAAGGAAGUCCUUACUGUGCUCCUGCAACUCAUGGACGACGGACGUAUCACCGAUGGACAAGGUCGCAUUGUCGACGCAAAGAACUGCAUUGUCGUCAUGACCUCCAACCUUGGCGCUGAAUACCUUUCGCGUCCCAACGCAAACGCACCGGACGGCAAGAUCGACCCCACUACCAGGGAGAUGGUCAUGGGAGCUCUGCGCGGAUACUUCCUCCCCGAGUUCCUCAACCGUAUCUCCUCCAUUGUUAUCUUCAACCGUCUCACCAAGAAGGAGAUUCGCAAGAUCGUCGACGUCCGCAUGGCCGAGAUCCAGAAACGUCUCGAAGCCAAUGGUCGCAACAUCAAGAUCGAGCUUACGCCAGAAGUGCGCGACUACCUUGGCAGUGCAGGUUACUCGCCCGCCUACGGUGCUCGGCCUCUUGCUCGUCUCAUUGAGAAAGAGGUGCUCAACCGUAUGGCGGUUAUGAUCUUGCGCGGCACCAUCAAGGAUGGCGAGGUCGCGAGGGUGAUUCUCGAGGAUGGACACAUCCAAGUGUUGCCGAAUCACACGGAUACAGACGCGGAUUCCGAGAUGUAUGACGAUGAGGAUGCCAUGGCGGAGUUCGAUGAAGAGGUUGAUGGUGGGAUGGACUUGUAUGACUAA
Messenger RNA from Westerdykella ornata, 3102 nucleotides. RefSeq names its product heat shock protein-like protein. Gene Ontology annotation, biological process: cellular response to heat; translation. The record is from RefSeq and is a predicted model, not a curated record. Lineage: Eukaryota; Fungi; Ascomycota; Dothideomycetes; Pleosporales; Sporormiaceae. Gene Ontology annotation, cellular component: ribosome; cytosol; cytoplasm. The transcript is spliced from 4 exons. Bases 1 to 3102 code for a protein of 1033 amino acids. Gene Ontology annotation, molecular function: structural constituent of ribosome; ATP hydrolysis activity; ATP binding.